Molecule: messenger RNA, 3136 nt
Organism: Phyllotreta striolata
Lineage: Eukaryota; Metazoa; Arthropoda; Insecta; Coleoptera; Chrysomelidae
Source: the annotation of a GenBank genome assembly
AUGGGAUCCAAUUAACCGGCGGCUGAUGGUCAAUUUCGUUGCGUCAUUGUCAACUUUGACCAAGGUUUCGGCACCCUACUCCUAUUACCUGGAGCGGAUUUCGUGGCGAUCGCGACCACGGUGUAGUCGGCCUAGACGCGGCCCAUCCGAAACCCGAUUUCGAGACAUCGAAUUUCAGAGAAAAGUGAAAAUUUGCGCCGAACGCGUCGCGCCAUUUUGCGCUCUUUUUUUGAAUAAUUUUCGUUAAUUUUAUUCGAAAAAAAUUACGAAUCUCAUUAAAUCGGUGUGAGUUUUUGUUGGUUUGGUUUACGUUCCGUAAUAUUUAAUUCAUGUUCUAAGAAUAAUUGUUGUGUUUUUUUUAUCUAUUGGAUAAAAUCUGAUCCGAGAUGACGGAACGCCCGAGCGAUCUGGAGCUGCGCAGGCAGCAAUUCAAAGCCCAACCGUCUACUGUACAAACCCGAAGGCAACAGGCCGUGUGCGUCAGAAGGGCAUGCAAGAAAUACGGCACCAAAAGCAACCCAUACGUGGUCUUGGACAAUUUGAACAUGACAGUGCCGAAGGGUUGUAUAUAUGGUUUGCUGGGUGCAAGUGGCUGUGGUAAAACGACUUUGCUCAAUUGUAUCGUAGGAAGAAAAAGACUUAACUCGGGGGAACUGUGGGUCUUGGGCGGAACGCCUGGAUCCAGGGGUAGCGGGGUACCUGGACCUCGAGUAGGAUAUAUGCCUCAGGAAAUCGCUCUCUACGGGGAAUUUACGAUUAGAGAAACUCUAAAAUACUUCGGCUGGAUAUCUAAUAUGACCACCGAUGAAGUCGAGGCCAAAGUAGAUUUUUUCAUCAAUUUUUUGAUGUUGCCGGACGCCGAUAGACAGGUCAAGAAUCUUAGCGGUGGUCAACAGAGGAGAGUUUCUUUAGCAGCGACGCUUUUACACGAACCAGAACUGUUAAUUUUGGACGAGCCUACCGUCGGCGUCGAUCCAUUGUUGAGGACAAACAUUUGGAAUCAUUUGGUGGAAAUUACGAAAUAUGGAAGAACUACAGUGAUCAUUACCACGCAUUACAUAGACGAAACUAGGCAAGCUCAUUUGAUCGGCCUAAUGAGAGGCGGCUACUUCUUGGCCGAGGAAUCCCCAUCCAGGCUAAUCACCCAAUUCGGCGUGCAGAGUUUGGAAGACGUCUUUCUGAAGUUGAGCGUCAUGCAGAACAUGGGCAAGAGGCGUCGAUCGAGCAUCGCCCAAUCGGUGACGGAGAGCAUCCACGUGCCCGAAUUGCCGGGAGGCGCCGUCAAUCCGGCGGCCGUUUUGGACGACGAGGUGGGAGAGAUAUCCGGGGAAUUCGGAGACAGCGUGUCGGUGACGAGCAGAACGGGAAGGAGGGUGUCCAUCGCGCCGGAGCCGAUGAUCGAGACGCCAGAGGAGCUGCCGCCCGACGAGGAGCCCGACAUGUCCUUCAAGGACUAUUUGAAAAUCGUCAAGUACAAUCACAUGAGGGCUUUGGUGUGGAAGAACUUCCUUUGGAUGUGGAGGAAUAUACCUAUGAUGAUGUUUAUCAUUGGAUUACCUGUCGGUCAAGCUAUACUCUUUUGCCUCUCCAUCGGUCACGAUCCUGCGGGAAUAAAGCUGUCAGUGGUGAACAAAGAAAUCGAUUUUCCCAACGAACAAUGUUCUCACAUCGAUUUGUCGUGCAACAAUACCAAGUUAAGUUGUAACUAUUUGGAUUUCGUUUCGAACAAUUAUUCAAUAAAAUGGGAAUUCGUUGAAUCGGAACGAGCAGCGAAGCAAAUGGUCGAAAAGGGUCAAUCGUGGGCGGCUGUCGUGGUACCCCAUAAUUUUACCGAUGCUUUUCGUAAUAGGAUCGAAGAGGGCCGAGACGCCUCACCGGAGCAUAUUUGGGCCUCGACUAUAAGCGUUUUUCCGGAUAAAUCUAACGAAAAUAUCGCAACGUUUUUGAACAGAGAUUUGAUAUUUGCCUUUCAAGGAUUCCUUAGUACUCUAAUGGUAAGUUGCGGUUGGGAUCCCAGGCAGCUUGAUCUACCAGUAAAGUUCAAUACACCCAUUUAUGGUUACGUAAAUCCGGAUUUCACAGAUUUUGCAGCGCCCGGAGUGGUACUAACCAUUAUUUUCUUCAUGGCAGUAGCGUUGACCUCCGGUUCCAUGAUCAUGGAACGAAACGAAGGUAUAUUGGAGAGAUCUUUGGUAAACGGUAUCAGCGGCACGGAAUUGUUAUUCUCCCAAAUAAUUACCCAAUUCGUGGUGAUGCUGGGCCAGACGCUCAUGGUCAUUUUGGUUGCCUUCGUAGUAUUUAAUUUAACCCAACAGGGAAAUUGGGCCACCGUUAUAUUUCUCACAACCACUGCUGGAGUUUGUGGAAUGUGCUUCGGGUUUGUAGUGGCGUGCAUUUGCGACAACGAAAGAUCAGCUACGUAUUUGGCCCUGGGUAGUUUCUUACCCAUUGUAAUGCUUUGUGGUAUUAUAUGGCCUAUAGAAGCGAUGAAUGAUUAUCUGAAAAUCGUAUCAUUCGUGCUACCUUUGACGCAAGCCACGGACAGCUUGAGGUGCAUUUUGGCCCGGGGAUGGGGCCUAUCGAAUCCCGUUGUUUACGCUGGAUUCAUAUCGCUGUUAACGUGGAUCGUUGUAUUCCUAACGAUCAGUAUAUUAGUUUUGAAGUUUAAAAAAGGUUAAUGUUUUUUUUGUAUAGGUUUUAUACACUGAUGGUGUUGUGUUAUUUUAGUCUUUUUAUAAUGUGAAUUGUACUUAAUUUUACUUUACAAAUAAAUUAUUAUUGAAAAUUAAUGCAACAUAUAUUCAUGGUACCCUUACACUUCGUAAACCAGUAAAUGCCUAUAAAUUCGAUGAUUAACUCUGGCUAGUUAAUGAAUUUAUGGAAUAUUACCUAGCUAUUAAACUUCGUUAUUCACACCAGCAUUUACAACUGCUGCUAAAUCUUCCGUUUCGUUGGAUUCCCUCAACCUGUCCCUAAUCAACUCUGCGAUAGCCUUUUGGGUCUGCUUCUCCAGUUUGGCCAGUUUUUUUGCAACGUCCCUUUUCAAGUCCCAAUCUGGUUUUCUCGGAGCUAAAGCGGUCACGUCCAAUUGAUCAAUAACCACUGCAGAUUUGGCAGAUUCCAGUUGCGAUUGCAC